UGGGCCGGGACCUCUGUAAAUGCGAUGUCAAAAAACACGUUAUUCUCGCCCCUCAUUCUACUAACCUAGUACCUACGUCUUAAUAAAAGGGAUUAGUGAUAAACUCAGUGGUAUCAGGAAGUGUGAUGUGAAUAGUCCACAGUCUAACGGUUGGGACCGCCAGUUUGAUGAACUAGAAGCGUUGAACUUCAGAACAAUGACAGGGAACGGCUGAUCAAAUUGUGAUUCAUUGCUAGUAGUGAUAUUGUAUUGUACAUUUCAGCUUGGACUAUCUACGCAUAUCUAUAUAUUAGAUAUUGGACGUGAUACAAAAUAUUAAAUCAAUGCUUCAAGUGAAACUUACAUUUAUUGUAUUAUGUGUGAUUGAGCUAUAUCAAAUACUUUAUUUGUUGUAAAAACAAUUAUUUUUCACGGUUAUACCGCGAUGAGGUAAAUCAUUAUGGGAUGAGAGGAAAUACGGAUUCAUGGAAAAGGUUUGGCGUCGAGUCGGUCUCCAUUCCUCCCGCAAGAAGAGGGAUGGAAGCGGAACUAGCCAGGAAGUAACAGCCACUGUGCCCCAAGAAGCAGAGUACCAAAAUAUUCAUACAUUGAGAACUGCUGAUUUGAUCAGACAACGCCAGGGCGAGGAAAAGUCGACACUACGUUCCUCAUAUAUUAUAAGGAACGGCGAUAAUUUAAUUUUAGUUGAACGACGACGCAGAAGACGCCGUAGAAGUGGAACAAGAGCGUCUUCAGGAGGGAGGCAUCAUACUCCGCCAGUAGAGGAAAAUACUAGAUCGGAACAGAAACGCCGACCUCCUGCUCGUUUGAAGAUCUUCGGAAUACAAUGGCCUUUACAUUCUAGUGAGUCUAGGCAUACGUCAAUCACUCGCCGGUUUUGCCGCGGCAGGCGUUCCCGCGAGGAUAACGAGCUUUACCGCUCAAACAGCUUCAAGUUUGAGAGAUUCACAAGGGAGCCUCCUGCAGAUGAAUUUGCUUCUGGUUCACAGGCUGCUCUAUGUGCUGACUACAGCGUACCUGUGGACUGUGUAGGAGCUGGUCCAGCUCCUCGACCCAGUUCCUUCCACGAAAUCUCUGCACCUAAGGUCGAGUUUAUAGAAGCAUACUGCACACCUCGUGAUACAGCUCGACGGUCGCCACUACGCAGUCGUCGCUCCAGAGAGCCACGCCGCUCACCAGAUACAUACAGAUGGAAACAGGAAUCCCGUCGGUCGAAUUACGAUUUUGACUCGUGUCGCCGACCUUACGAUUACGAGUCGAGACGAGGCCGAGAGUACGACGGAGAUUCCGGAAGGCGUGUUGAAUUCGACGCAGAAUCCGCAAGACGACGUGCCGACUACGAGUCUGCAAGAAGAACAGAUUUCGACUUAUCCGUCCCAGGGGUAUCACGGCGUAGUCCUGAAAGUGCCCCUGAGGGUUCCACGGAAUCUCCCCCAGAGCCGGCGCCAUCUGCGCCUUUAAGACACGAGAGAUCGCGUCACAGAUCACAGCCAUAUUACGAAUCGGAAUCAUCAUCCGAGAAUAGAACAUCAUCCUCAGAAGAAGACGAAGACGAGUUUGGUGAAUUUGAUCCAUUCGCAACAGCACCUUCUCUUCAUUCACCAGAUAGUGGACGGUCGGAUCCUAGAUACGCUAACGCUCCACGGAGAAACCCAAGCCCUUAUUAUUACGGUGACCUAUUCAAGACAGCUCCACCGCCUCCGGCUCCGUCAGCACCAACCAUUUCCACCACAUCAUCAUCUCGCGGACCACGGUACAGAAAAUCUGCUAGCCUAGACGCUCCUCACGUAGCUCCAAGGCCUAAUCUCCCAAAACGGUUCUCUGUAGCGGAAGAUGGUUUCCGUGAGCUAGAGCGGUCAUCGUCUUCGUCAGGUGAGAGCGCGUGGAUGCCGCCGAGGCGCCGUGGGCGCGACGCGGCCGGCUACGCGUGCGCCGCGCCCGACGAUGUAGAGGAGCAUCGAUCUUCUCGCAGCGUUUUUUAUGUGCCGGCGCCGCUGCCACGCUGGCCACAAGAGAUGACCACUCGACAAAUAUAUGAAACUGCUUUCGAUUGUAAAAUUGCCAGAUCUGACGAUGAUUUGGAUGACUUUGAUCGCGUUAGCAAUCAUCCAGCUUUAUUGCAAGCAGAGGAGCGAAAAAUUAUAUCUUCUGCUUCGUCUGCUUUUGAAGCAGUCGAACGAAGUGAACCAGACUUUAAAGGUCGUCGUAAAGUGACAAUGAAAACAGAUAGUGUUAGGCGUUCUAAAAUUCCUACAAUUCGUCAAAAAAGGGAAACUGAUGGUAAUACAUGUGUUUUAUCAGAAGAAUUAGAAAAGAUCCAUAUUGAAGAGGAAGAUCGUGCAUCAACUUCACAAUUGCCUCUUAGAGGUUACACACCAUCGCCACCCUCUACUGCACCUUUACCUGCAAAAUUUCAGAAAGAUGGAUCUGCAAUGAAUAGUAUAAAAAGUGCACCCAAUCUGCCACAAUCACAACCAGCACAUCCCCGUUUGAAAGACUUGCGAUUACCUGUAAAAUCAUUACGAGCUCGAGAAACUCCAACAAGUAGUGAUGCAAGUAUGGCAGAUGUAAAAGGUUCAGUAUCGACGGAACUUGAUAUGGGCCCACGUCUUAGAGAUUCAGGACGAGAGUCCCGUGAUGACGAUGAUGAAAGACAAUCCAAAGACGGUAUUUUUUUAGAGAUUAAGGGCCGACCCACUUCCGAUUCUGACACACCAGAAUUGAAUCGGUAUAAGGGCCCAAAGGGGGUCGGUCCUAUAAUGGAGUUUAAGGGAAGGCCCAGUAUUACUCGUCCUCGACGAAAGUACUCCAGUACCGAAAGCAUGGCUACUAGUAGUAGUGGGGGAAGUAUGGAGUCAUUAAGAAGUAGUAAUAGUGAAGGUGAUAGGAGUAGUAGUAGCUCAGAAAGCCGUCAUUCAUCGUCUUUAAGUUCACAUAGCUCGGAUUCAGGAAAUGUCCCUUUCGCAAAAUCACAUCAUAUGCAGUUAUCGGGGUUUGGGCACCAUCCAACUAAAUUACAUAUUCUUAGCCCCAUAUCUGAUAAAUCUUCACAGGAACCAGGAUCAGAAACUUCUGAUAAUAAUAAAAAUAAUAAUUCUCAAAAAGUAUCACCUGAGGAUGGUGAAAAGGGAAACACGACAAUACAAACUACUUUUGAAAGUAUUGCUAAACCGAAACGCCGCGCUUUACAAAAUAGAAAUCUUCUGAAUCUUACAUUUAGGCAUUCGACAACUGCUGGGGAUGCAGAGAUUCAAGGUUCUGAUAGCGGUAUAUCAAUACAUUCUAGAGAAGGUGUGGAUUCCCGAAAUGCAUUUAUUAAUUUCAAGAGUAAUAACACGGAGGAAACACGAAAAGAUGAAGAUGUAGAUUUUUCUGAUUUACCAUUCGACAUGCCGAAAUUAAGGAGACGACGUGCCGAAGCCGAAGCCGAUUUGCGAUCGUUGCCUUUCGAUAUGCCUAAACUGCGACGAAAAUUACGAGGGCAGUCAUUACAGCUGAACAGUGAUUUUGGCGGAGUUAUUUCAAAUGCUUCCUCUAGUCAAAGUGUUCAAGAUUUAAAUCAAGAUAAUAAGCAUCGAGCUAAAUUGACUUUGAACUUUGACGGUGGUAGUAGUUCUAAAGGAUUGCGUUUGAAUUUAGGACCUAUAGCUCCACCCCGGGACCUUGUAGAUGCUUCUCUUCCACUUGAUAGACAGGGAUGGUACCACGGAACCUUAUCCCGUGUUGAAGCUGAGGGUCUAUUGAGAGAUGCAGACGAAGGUGCAUUUCUUGUCAGAAAUAGCGAGUCUGCGAAACAUGACUAUUCUUUAAGUUUGAAGUCGACUCGUGGUUUUAUGCAUAUGAGGAUUUGCCGUAGUGUUGAAGGUUACACGUUGGGAGGUGCAGCUACGGCAUUUCCCUCAGUUCCUGCCCUCAUGAAACACUAUGUGACAGCUCAAAGACUUCCAGUAAGAGGAGCUGAACAUAUGGCACUUUCCACUCCCUUACAAGCUGUCCUACUAUGAACAUUUUUUGAUGGACUUAUGGAAAAAAUUAGAACCGCAAUGGACUUGCGGAAACCACCCGUUGAUUUGGUUGGUUAUUGAGAAGUUCUGGACAGUUAAGUUUUAGAACACGUCCUGGCGCUUUUUUAAUUUCGAUGGGCGACAGAAGCACAAUGUAUAAGCGAAACAUAGUUUUAUUAUAUGUAUAGCUUUAGAUGACCCAGUAAAUAAUACCAAAGAGUUUAAGAUACACUUGGCGAUGAUUGUGUUGAGAAAGAACACGCUUUUUGUAAAUUUUAACGCUACUUUGCACUGUAGUGCAGAAUGUUAUAUGUAUAUGCUAGUCCAACACCGCAGCAACCUGUAUAGAUGACGUAUUAUUUAUUACCAAUAUAAUCAUAUUAAAUGUUUAUUUCAUGAUAAUAAUAACCUAUAUAUUAAUAUUGAUAUCUAUUUCUGUUUAGUACUUACGCUUGGCAUUACUCAUUCAUUAUUUAUCUUAGAGUAUUAUCAUCAGUGUAAUAAUUUUUAAUUAAUCAGUGUUACUGCAAUAUGGACUAAGAAUGACGCAGAUGAUAAAGUAAAUAAACCUAUAUUAUAAUCUUGAAUAGCGCACUCUGAUAUUUCUUAUGAAUCACCAAAACUAAAUGGACUUGAUUUAUUUUCGACUGUAUAAUAUAAUUGUUAAUUAUUUUUAAUACUUGGCCUAAGUAAAUUUUUGUAAUCAUACAGUCCAAUAUAAAGUUUCUUGUUUCCUACAUUUGUGAGUCAGUUGAAAGAAAAGUUUCAAUAAAAACAUAUAUUAUGCUUAAACAUAU
Molecule: messenger RNA, 4801 nt
Organism: Achroia grisella
Lineage: Eukaryota; Metazoa; Arthropoda; Insecta; Lepidoptera; Pyralidae
Gene: hwt
Product: serine/arginine repetitive matrix protein 1
Exons: 8
Coding region: 465-4004 (1179 amino acids)
Molecular function (GO): phosphotyrosine residue binding
Source: RefSeq, a predicted model, not a curated record